CUGUCGGCCUCCCCGGCUCUGGCUGUGCACUCGAAGCUGGUUAGUUGUCGUAGCGUCACUCUGGACUCAGCAGCUUGACAUCAGUGCCCGUCUGAUGGAAAGUCUGAGUGCUGAGCAGAAAGAGGGUUUCUCACAGUGAGGAUUAUAUUUUUUUGCGCUGUGUAGUACAUGAAAAAGAAACAACCAUGUUGGACAAUGUGCUGGGUGAGGGCAAACUGGACCCAUAUGUCAGUGCAUUAGGAUGGCCAGUGACGGCUCGAACAUUACCAGUCCUGUGGUACGCCAGAUUGACAAACAGUUUCUGAUCUGCAGCAUCUGCCUGGAUCGUUACAAAAUUCCUAAAGUCCUUCCUUGUCUACACACCUUUUGUGAGAGGUGUCUGCAAAACUACAUUCCUGCCUACAGUUUAACUCUUUCCUGCCCAAUCUGCCGUCAGACUUCCAUCUUGCCUGAAAAGGGAGUUUCUGCACUACAGAAUAACUUUUUCAUUACAAACCUAAUGGAUGUUCUUCAGCGGACUCCAGACAACAGCUGUGAGGACUCCUCCAUUCUGGAGACUGUCACAGCAGUAGCAGCAGGGAAACCCCUUUCCUGCCCAAAUCAUGAUGGAAAUGUGAUGGAGUUUUACUGCCAAUCCUGUGAGACAGCAAUGUGUCAUGAAUGUACAGAAGGUGAACAUGCUGAACACCCAACUGUUCCCCUCAAAGAUGUGGUAGAGCAGCACAAAGCUUCCCUGCAGACUCAACUGGAGGCUGUCAAACAGAGAUUGCCCGAGUUGGACACUGCUCUGAGUUUCCUGUCCGAAAUCUUGCAGGAUUUGACCAAUGAGAAAGUAAGCAUUGAAGAAGAAAUCCAUGCUACUUUCGAUGAGCUCCAGAAGACUUUAAAUGUACGAAAAAGUGUUCUGCUAAUGGAACUGGAAGUCACAUAUGGCGUUAAACAAAAAGUCCUCCAAGCACAACUGGAUGCAUUACUGCAGGGUCAGGAAAGCAUCAGGAGUAGCUGCAACUUCACUGAACAAGCUCUAAACCAUGGGACCGAAACAGAAGUUCUUUUAGUUAAGAAGCAAAUGGGUGAUAGGUUGAAUGAACUAGCUGUUCAAGAAUUUCCUUUACAACCUCGAGAAAAUGAUCAGCUGGAGUUUGUGGUGGAAACUGAAGGGCUGAAAAAAUCCAUUCAUAAUUUAGGUACCAUAAUCACCACGAAUGCAGUGGCAUAUGAGACUGUUGCGACAGGUGAGGGUUUGAGACAGUGUGUGAUUGGCCACCCUACAUCUGUUACUAUAACAACAAAGGACAAAGAUGGAGAACUGGUGAAAACUGGAAAUGCAUGCCUAAGUGCUGAAAUUGCAUCUCCUGAUGGUAGCGUGGUCGAUGGGGAGAUACUUGACAAUAAGAAUGGCACCUAUGACUUCCUUUAUACCAUUCAGAAAGAGCAGAAGGAGGGUGACUUUACACUCACUCUCAGACUUUAUGAUCAGCAUAUUAAAGGAAGUCCAUUUAAGUUAAGGGUUGUCAAACCCACUGACCUUUCUCCAACAUCUGAUGGAGUCAAACGACGUGUGAAGUCACCUGGUAGCGGACAUGUUAAACAGAAGGCUGUAAAACGGCCAGCAAGCAUGUAUAGCACUGGAAAAAGGAAAGAGAAUCCAAUUGAAGAUGACUUGAUCUUUAGAGUUGGAACAAAGGGAAGGAAUAAAGGGGAAUUCACUAAUUUGCAGGGAGUGGCAACAUCCACCAGUGGAAAGAUCAUGAUUGCAGACAGUAACAAUCAAUGUGUGCAGAUUUUCUCAAAUGAUGGACAAUUUAAAAACCGGUUUGGUGUUCGUGGCCGAUCUCCUGGGCAGCUGCAGCGUCCAACAGGUGUAGCUGUACACCCAAGUGGUGAUAUCAUCAUCGCCGAUUAUGAUAACAAGUGGGUGAGCAUUUUUUCACCAGAUGGGAAAUUCAAGACCAAGCUAGGUUCUGGGAAGCUUUUGGGACCAAAAGGAGUAGCAGUGGAUCGGAAUGGUCAUAUAAUUGUGGUGGACAACAAGGCUUGCUGCGUCUUUAUUUUCCAGCCUAAUGGGAAACUGGUGACAAAAUUUGGUAAUCGAGGAAACAGUGACAAGCAGUUUGCAGGUACACUUGAUGGUCCUCAUUUUGCAGCAGUCAACAACAAUAAUGAAAUCAUUGUUACUGAUUUUCAUAACCAUUCUGUUAAGGUGUUUAACACAGAUGGCGAGUUUGUAUUAAAAUUUGGGUCUAAUGGAGAAGGAAAUGGCCAGUUUAAUGCUCCAACAGGAGUGGCAGUGGAUUCCAAUGGAAAUAUUAUAGUUGCUGACUGGGGAAACAGUCGCAUACAGGUGUUUGAUGGAAGUGGAUCAUUCCUCUCUUAUAUUAACACUUCAGCUGAUCCUCUGUAUGGUCCUCAAGGUCUGGCAUUGACCUCUGAUGGUCAUGUGGUAGUAGCUGACUCUGGAAAUCACUGCUUUAAAGUUUAUCGCUAUUUGCAGUAAUAGUUGAUCUUUGGAUCCACAAAUCUAAUUGGAGAACUGGAUACAGAAGAGCUCCUGUGUUAACUCAUUCAGUUUACCUUUAGGAUGGGAGUCGCCUGUUUGAAGAUUGUUUUUGUUUGGCACCCUCUUCCUGCCCCAGUUUAUUUAGGUAAACUAGACAUGUGGAAGAAUAUGUGCAGUUUUAUACCCAAGGAUUUCCUCUACCCUUCAUUGUGCUGUGUGUUCCAGCUUCACAUGAAUCAAACAUUGUUAUCAUAAAACUAAUAAAUUAAACAGACGAUUGCACAUCUAGAUAUGCAGGUACAAAUAAUGGAGUAUGUAGCUAGCUGCUCAUGAAUUUAGGAAUAAAACGUACUAGUGUAUUAUUAAACAGAAACUGCAUUCAUUCUGUACUGAAGAGCUUUCACAUCAAAUGUCCAGAUAUAUAUAUGUGUAUAUAUAUAUCUUGAGUAUAUGGUUGCAAAUCAGUAAAUGGCAGAAAGCAGGAGAGGUGUCCUGAGUGACAUUCAUAAGUAAAUUGAGCACUUGAUUUUGCGCUUAUGGAUAUCUCUCUGCUCCUUAAAAUGAAUGCUACUGCCCUUGUUCACACCUAUAUUUUUAUUUUUUAUAACCUAUAUAUAUAUAUCUCUCUCUAACUAGGUCUUACAAUUAAACCCUCAUAUUUUAGUAUGGAGGGUAAAUCACUGGAAGUCUGUAGUGAAUGCAUUAAGUCAUUUUCUUACAUUGACAGUUGUAUCACAUUAAUGCAGAUAUUCUAUUAAAUACCACAACAAACCAAUUCCAGAAUAAUGCCACUUGUUUUGCACCAGGGUGUAAUGGUAUAAUGCAAUUCCAUAGCAAAUUCAUGAGGGAAUUGACAGCCUAGUAUAUAUUGUGCUUUAAUCCCUUGAGAUCUUUUAGAAUAACGGCAUCAAAUAUAGGUCUCUGGUUGUUUUAUCAAGAUUCCCAGUUUUAACCAAAGUCCAUGAUGCAUGCUAUGUGCCGCUCUGUUAGCUGUGCAAUCUGUCAUUCUUGAUUUAAGACAAAAUGUUUGAAAUAAAUAAAACAUUAAUAUUAGCCUGACUUAUUUAAUGUAUCCUAAAUUAAAUUGAUGAGAGGUAUAAUCCUGCAGAACAAAAGGAUGCAAAGUGAAAGUACAUGUACACCUUCAUUAAGAUACAUUUUCUACUGUCGCUAUUUAUUGAAUUUGCUAGGUUUGUUGUAUGAUUUGCUAGUUCUUUCUGCAGUCUACUCAGGUAAUUAGUUUGCAUUUAUUUAUCAUUAUUCUAAUUUGUGCUAAGAUUGCAUAAUUGGAGAAAAUUUGUCAAUCUUUUGAAGUGCACUAAAAUAUUGAAAGUUGAGAGCUGAUUUACAUUCAACAUAAAUAUAGUCUCUUUUAAUCUGUGGCUGCUGUUUUAGAACUAUUUAAUUGCUGUUGUGCACAUUUUCUUUCAUGAGGGGAUGGGGAAUUUGGGAGGAUGAGGAGAAACCCAAGUUAAUGUAAAUGGUUAGUAUUGUGUGUAGAUUAGUAAUCAUUUAUUUGGACCAGUAAGUAACUAAUCUCUCCUGAGCAGGGGACAAAGAACAAUGUGCUGCACUAGGCUGUAAAUUUAACAUUAUUAUUUUGUCUGUAAAAAUGCUGAACAAAACUAUUUAUAUUUUAUCUCAAUGUAUUAACAAAUGCCUCUGUUGCCAAAUGUUUGGGAAAUUGAGAGAAUAUGUUCAAAACACUAAAAAGUGAUGCUGAAGGUGGUAUUUUGAAUAGCUGAAGCUUGGAUGUGAUGUGUAUAAAUGUAAGCCCUCUUUUGCUCCUUUUUUGUUGUACUUCAGAGAAUGGAGUAGGUGACUCCUUUCUCCUGCUCCCUUCCCCAUGCAUCACUGAAGUUCGCAUGGUGUGUAACAGCAUGGCCUUAACAGGUGUACUCUUCUCUGUCAGAAAUCAUACAAAAAAAAAGAGUUUCCACAGAAAUGUUUGGGGAUUCUGCAUUGUGUGUGCAACAAAACUGGAAUUCAGUUUAUCAACUUGGGCAUUUUUUUGUUGUAAGUUCCAUGUUAAAUGCUUCUGCUAAUAUUUGAGGGAUAAUUUAUGCAUUAUCUGAAUGUUACAAACAUUCCAUUGUUGUGAUUCAGUUGAAAAGAACUUGUUUUGUGUACAGCACAUGGGGGAAAAAUAAAAAUGUCAUGCAUUCAA
This is a messenger RNA of Carcharodon carcharias (great white shark), 4667 nucleotides long. RefSeq names its product tripartite motif-containing protein 2. Gene Ontology annotation, molecular function: translation repressor activity; ubiquitin protein ligase activity; protein binding. Gene Ontology annotation, biological process: protein polyubiquitination; proteasome-mediated ubiquitin-dependent protein catabolic process; negative regulation of translation. NCBI's taxonomy places the organism in Eukaryota, Metazoa, Chordata, Chondrichthyes, Lamniformes, Lamnidae. The record is from RefSeq and is a predicted model, not a curated record. Bases 242 to 2497 code for a protein of 751 amino acids. The transcript is spliced from 12 exons.